CUGUUCACAGCCAUGAAUCUAGAGAUGGCGUGGAAAUGGUUAAUUGUAAGAUGAAGUAGGAACAUGUUCCAAUUUAGUAAAUGAUUUGCUCUUGCUUUUCUAGCUGUUUAUGAGGGAUCCAUACGAUGCAGGAGUUGACUGGUGGGCGUUCGGGAUCAUCCUGUGCCUGAUGGCUACUGGUCAAUUACCAUUCGAUGAUCUAUCUGGCAUGAACUAUCUGGCAUAUUUAGUGACCAGUACCAAGCCCCGCUAUGCAAAAGGGCUUAGCAGAGACGCCAGGAGACUCCUGAACGAGCUGCUAGAGAAGGAUCCGGAGAAGCGUCUCGGCACAACAGGAGACAUUAGGAGUCACCCCUUCUUCAGAUCCAUCAAGUGGGCAGAACUGGAGAGCCUGAAGGUGCCUUCGCCUUUUAAGCCGGAAGGAUUUUCACCAGAGGAGUUGAAGGCAACAUAUACAGGGCCACUGCCAUUCUUGGAGAACCCCAAGAGCGAAGUUCCACCUGAUGAUCCAAUGGUUCUCCAGGAAUUCUCAUACGUGAACUCCAGCUGGUAAGCUUAAACAUCUGCCCACAACAUCGGGCCCCUUACUCAGGCCCACAACAUCGGGCCCCUU
Messenger RNA from Xenopus tropicalis (tropical clawed frog), 613 nucleotides. Its product is annotated as protein kinase C delta type-like. The record is from RefSeq and is a predicted model, not a curated record. Lineage: Eukaryota; Metazoa; Chordata; Amphibia; Anura; Pipidae. The transcript has 3 exons. Bases 110 to 553 code for a protein of 147 amino acids.